CACCUGUCUGAUUCUCUGUUCUCAACACGGCCCCGUCAGUAACAACAUCAGCGACACCAGCAACAACAUUGGCACGAGAUAUCUAAACGACCGUAGUGGGCAGCACGCGGUGGUGACCUGUGUCCGAGAACAAGACAUGUGGACUGUAAGGAAGGUGUAGGUGGAGUAGGUCACGUGGUCUACAAGUGUACCAGGACAGUCGGCACCGAGCACGCUCCGAAUAGACGAGGACUCCUGAUAGAAGAUUGACUCCGUUUAGACGAGGUCUCCUGAUAGACGAUUGACUCCGUGUAGGCGAGGACUCUUGAUAGAAGAUUGGCUCCGGGCAGAAAAGGACUCCGAAUAGAAUAACGCUGCUGGCUAAAGAAAAAUGAGCAAUGACGGCUCUGAUCACAACGAGGAUGAGCCCGAGGAGCAGUUGGCCCGUGUGGCCUCGGCUAAGGAAGUGGUGGAGCAGGUCAUCUCGAACGCCCAGCUCAUCGUCAAGGAGUCGGAGAACAGCGCGGACAACACGGCGGAGGAAGAUGCAAGCGUCGGAUCGGAAAAAGUGUCAUCCGUCAAGGAACUGGUGGAGAGGGUCAUAUCCAAUGCUCAGCUGAUCGUCAGUGAGGGCGAGCAAGAGCCCGAGCCUGAGCCCGACCAUGAGCCCGAUGCUACAAUAGAAGACUACCAGUCCCAACAGAGUUACCCGACGGGAGAGACCGACCAACCUGACCAGGACGAAGCUGAACGUGGCACCACCGUUGUCUCCACCAAGCCUUCAGAGAAAUCCGUGGAGCAGAUCUCUGGAGAUGUGGAGUCCACGCCCAGUGAACCACAGAAGGCACCAAGUGUCAAGGACAGUGUCAAGCUGAAGGAGAAGGAAGUCAAAAUCAAGAUCGUCCGCACACCGGAGUCCGUUAAAGCCAAGAUGAAAAAGCCCGACAACCCUAACGGUCCGUUUCAUGCUAGACCGGUGGACGAGCGCGCUAUCAUCAAGGCCAUGCAGAAAGUUCCUCCGCGACACGAAUAUGUGGGAUAUUUAUAUUCAGCUCAGUCCCAAAGGCCCCCCAACUACUACCGUCACUACCACUUGCCGAUCUACAAACAACCCCAGCCCAGACAGCAUGUAAUCAUCACAGGAGAGGUCAUCCCGCCCAUGAAGAUCUUCAAGAACAUCCGCCCCCUAAAGAACUACAUCCCACUGAGCGCAGUCAAGGUUAAAUGGAGAAGUAACAGGCUGAGUACUGUCUAUAAGCUGGAGGACAUCUACGCCUACCUCGCCUCGUUUGGCCCUAUAGACGGCGUGUACGGCAUCUCACCCAACUCGGCCAUGGUCAUCUUCACCGACGUGGAGGCGGCGCGGUCCGCCGUCAUGAGCCCGUGCCUGGGGUUCCCCUGGGACCCCCUCCUGGCCACAUGGAUGGACCUGCGCAUGUACAACCACGCCUUCUACAGCAAGUACCUCGUCAUGGAGGAGACCUCUGUCCGUGUCAGAAUAUAGAGCCGCCCCUGUACCUGGAGGAGACCUCUGUCCGUGUCAGGAUAUAGAGCCGCCCCUGUACCUCGUCAUGGAGGAGACCUGUCCGUGUCAGAAUAUAGAGCCGCCCCUGUAUCCGUGUCAGAAUAUA
Molecule: messenger RNA, 1610 nt
Organism: Physella acuta
Lineage: Eukaryota; Metazoa; Mollusca; Gastropoda; Physidae
Source: RefSeq, a predicted model, not a curated record